UUGAUAACUGUUGCGAAUGUAUAAUGUAAGGUUCCAACUUCCAAUUCCAAAAGAAAAUAUCGAGGUUUGUUCUCAAAACGCAAUAUUAUAUUGCAUAAUACGGUACAAUAUUUGAAAAAUUUAAUUCAUCUCAACUUAAAAUAAUGAGGAUAAGCAAUGUUUUAAAAAAAUCAUGUCUGGUUAACCAUCAGUUCCGCAGAUACGUGGCCACAACUGAAAAACCAAAAGACAUUACAUCUAAUGUUAAAGGUUUGAGUUCCAAGGUUAUCAUUGCUAACCCGCCACCAGAACGUGUAAGAAAAGCUGCAGAAAACGGUCCUUACAAGAAUCCACAAUAUUUCAGUUACCACAAAAAUUCAUAUUUUGAUGCUGAGAUUGAAAUGCACAAAUACAGAUUACCACAACCUUCAAGUUUAAAGUAGAAAAUAUUCACCAUGGUUUUCUAUAGAAUAUUGUUAAGAUAUGUACCAAUGAUUACUUUCCCAAUAGCUUUUGUGGCUGGUAUUAUUGGUUACAAUAUAGAACGUACAAUAUCUAAUGUAGAAACACCAUCAAAACCCAGUAUUUUAGAAGAAAAACUUAGAAGAAAAGAUGAUCAGAAAAUUUUAUACAAAGAACCUCCAGUCUUAGAAAGAAAUCUUUCGCCGCCAUUAAAAAGAGAACAUUAAUUUGGUCAUAUAAAAAUGUUUAGUUGAAUAAUUAAUUUUUUUUUUAAAUAAAAUGUAUAUUAAAUAUUUA
Molecule: messenger RNA, 738 nt
Organism: Rhopalosiphum maidis (corn leaf aphid)
Lineage: Eukaryota; Metazoa; Arthropoda; Insecta; Hemiptera; Aphididae
Gene: NdufV3
Product: NADH dehydrogenase [ubiquinone] flavoprotein 3, mitochondrial
Exons: 4
Coding region: 144-422 (92 amino acids)
Cellular component (GO): mitochondrion
Source: RefSeq, a predicted model, not a curated record